This is a messenger RNA of Ceratotherium simum simum (southern white rhinoceros), 1226 nucleotides long. NCBI's taxonomy places the organism in Eukaryota, Metazoa, Chordata, Mammalia, Perissodactyla, Rhinocerotidae. The record is from RefSeq and is a predicted model, not a curated record.
AUGAGAAAAUACCGACAUCUAAACGGGUCUUGGCAUACCUUCGACUACCGGGAGUCACUAACAACAAAGAAGGCAGCUCGGACAAUCACAAAGAACUUGUUUACGGUGGAAAGUGUGAACUGUAUCUGUGUGGACUGGUCGGGUGGCUCCCGCACUGCAUACUCACAGGCCUCACAGAACGUCCGGAUUGUGGGAGCAGAAGUGGCAUAUCUUGUUGGAGUUCUUCAGUCGUCAUUCAGCUACUCACCUUCCAACGUCCAUGUCAUUGGCCAUAGCCUGGGUGCUCACGCUGCAGGGGAGGCUGGAAGGAGGACCAAUGGGACCAUUGGACGGAUCACAGGAUUGGAUCCAGCUGAACCUUACUUUCAGAGCACACCCGAAUUAGUCCGAUUGGACCCCAGCGAUGCCCAAUUUGUGGAUGUAAUUCACACAAACGCUGCCCCCAUAAUCCCCAACUUGGGGUUUGGAAUGAGCCAAAUUGUGGGCCACCUAGAUUUCUUUCCAAAUGGAGGAGAAGAUAUGCCCGGAUGUCAAAAGAACAUUCUCUCUCAGAUUGUUGAUAUAGAUGGGAUCUGGGAUGGAACUCGUGACUUUGCGGCCUGUAAUCACUUAAGAAGCUACAAGUAUUAUGCUGAUAGCAUUCUCAAUCCUGAUGGCUUUGCUGGAUUCCCUUGUGCCUCUUACAGUGAUUUCACUGCAAACCAGUGCUUCCCCUGUCCAAGUGAAGGCUGCCCACAGAUGGGGCAUUAUGCUGAUAGAUUUCGUGGGAGAACGAGUGCAGAGGGCCAGGUAUUUUAUCUAAACACCGGUGAUGCCAGCAAUUUUGCCCGUUGGAGGUAUAAGGUGAACGUCACACUAUCUGGAAAGAAAGUCACAGGACACGUGCUAGUUUCUUUGUUUGGAGAUAAAGGAAACUCUAGGCAGUAUGACAUUUUCAAGGGCACUCUCAAACCAGACGAAACUGUUUCCAAUGAAUUUGACUCAGAUGUGGAAGUUGGAGAUUUGCAGAAGGUUAAAUUUCUUUGGUACAACAAUGUGAUCAACCUAACUCUACCCAAAGUAGGAGCAUCCAAGAUCACAGUAGAAAGAAAUGAUGGAGCAGUGUUUAACUUCUGUAGCGAAGGAACCGUGAAGGAAGAUGUUCUGCUCACUCUCACCACCUGUUAGGAGCUGCUGACAUGUGACCUUUGAAUCUUAUUGCUAAUAAAAUCUACUGGUGAAGCAAU